Molecule: messenger RNA, 780 nt
Organism: Saprolegnia diclina VS20
Lineage: Eukaryota; Oomycota; Saprolegniomycetes; Saprolegniales; Saprolegniaceae
Exons: 2
Coding region: 1-744 (247 amino acids)
Source: RefSeq, a predicted model, not a curated record
AUGGCGCAGGAGCUCAAGCUCUUGAACGAUGAGCUCGAGUUGCUCAAGGCCGAGUUCAAGAAGCUGCAGACGAGCUAUGUCGCGCUCCAGACAGUACCAACUGCGCGACUGCUCGUGCCGACGUACGGCGGCGAUCGCCGUGUUGGGGUACUUGCUACUGAGCUUGCCAAUCUUUUAACACUGGAUGCCGAACCAACAGCGACGUACUGCGCCAAGGAGCCCAGUGCGCUUGAGCCGGCCAUUCAGAUCGACCAAAACGGCCUCGUUCGUGGCCAAUGGAAGAGCGAUACCUUCGACUGCCUCGACGACUUCUGGCCCAACGCGUGCAUGUCGUGCUUGUUUCCUUGCGUCGCCCUCGCGCAGGUCGCCCACCGCACCGGGUUUGCAAAGUACGGCAUCACUCUCUUGACCUUUGGCCUCGUGUUUACCAUCUACCUCAUUACUUCGUGCAUCAUGACUGGCCUCGCGUGGUCCACGAGUGGCCCCGCGUGGUUCUACGGCAGCGCGUGGGCCUUUGUCAACUACAUUUGCCUGGCGAUGUGUGCCAUCUGCGUCAUGCUCGUGCGCGCCGACGUUCGCAAGAAGCUCUCGAUUCCAGGCUCGCUCUUCGAAGACUUUGCUUGCGGUCUCUUCUGCAAGUGCUGUGCGAUCGCUCAAAUGGCAACACAAACCAACACGUACGAGCCGAAGGUCUGCGCCUUUGGCCCGAAGGACACGUUGCCGGCAUUCACCUCGAUGGCGUAAACAACAUAUCGAAACAUGAUUUUUGCUUUUCAACAA